This is a messenger RNA of Meloidogyne enterolobii, 457 nucleotides long. Lineage: Eukaryota; Metazoa; Nematoda; Chromadorea; Rhabditida; Meloidogynidae. The record is from the annotation of a GenBank genome assembly.
CAAAUGGCUAAUUAUCCUUCUCCACCACCUUAUUCUGGGGUUUGUAGCAGUCCAAGCGGUGUUGGUAAAGUAUCGUCAAGUGCGUCUGUUGGGUCUCCAAACUUCUCUGGAGGAUCUGCUAGUUCACCGUCGUUUACUCCAAUUCUUCCACCUAGAUUUGGACCCAAUCCGGUUGAAAUGGAUUGUCCAAAUUGUGAUUCGCGUAUUUUAACCAACACGACUACUAAGGAUGGUGCUCUUACUUGGAUUGUUUGCUUCUCAUGUUUUCUUACUGGAGGUUGUUUUUUUGGCAUCUGCUGUUUUUUCUGUUGGGUACCUUUUUGCAUUGAGGAUUGUAUGGAUAUUGUUCAUUCUUGUAAGUUUUUAUUCUUUCGUGUUAAUAUAAAAUUAGUUUCUACCCAUAUUUGUGAAGACUUUCAUUUUACUAUCAGUAUUCUGAUGGGAUUUAAAGUUUAAA